AUGGUUCUCACAAGAGGGACACAAGACGAGCAGAGUCAGAUGAUGGAGCAGAGGGAGGAGAGAGCAUGUGAUGUUAACUUCAAGAGCUAUGGUAAGCUGCAUCCUAAUCAGCCCUUUUACAUCCUCAAGCCCCAGAUGCCUUGGGAGCUGUGGGACAUCAUUCAAGAAAUCUCCUCAGAGCUGAUCCAGCCAAACCCCCCAUCCUCUGGGAUGCUUGGCAUUGCCAUUAUGAUGUCACUGUGUGACCAGGUGGAUAUUUCUGAGUUCCUCCCAUCCAAGCGCAAGACUGACGUGGGCUACUACUAUCAGAGGUAUUUCCACAGUGCCUGCACAAUGGGCGCCUACCACCCACUCCUCUUUGAGAAGACAUUGGUGAAGCACCUCAACCUCGGCACGGACGAGGACAUCUACCUGCUUGGAAAAGCCACGCUGCCUGGCUUCCGGACAAUUCGCUGUGGAGCAUAAGCUCCCCAGCCAGGCCCCCUCACCCUUCCCCACUGGCAUUUUACAGCCAGUCUUCUGGCCACUCCGGGCCUGGGAAGGAAGACUGUGUUCCUGAAUAAUCACAGCCCACACUUCAGGCAGCAAGAGCCCUGGGGCUUCAGAAACGCAAGGGCAGGGCCCCCAGCCCAGCCUGCCCUGUUGUCACGGGGGUGUGUGAACCCAGAGCCUCCUGUC
This is a messenger RNA of Bubalus bubalis (water buffalo), 678 nucleotides long. RefSeq names its product beta-galactoside alpha-2,6-sialyltransferase 1-like. NCBI's taxonomy places the organism in Eukaryota, Metazoa, Chordata, Mammalia, Artiodactyla, Bovidae. The transcript is spliced from 2 exons. Bases 1 to 465 code for a protein of 154 amino acids. The record is from RefSeq and is a predicted model, not a curated record. Gene Ontology annotation, molecular function: sialyltransferase activity.